CUUUUAAAAAAAAAAAACAUAUCCAAACGAGCCGCCCAAUCUUCUCCUACAACCCGAUAGUGUGAAGUGCAGCAGCCAGCCACUGCCACUCCUCCAAUCCCCCUCCUCAGACUCCUCCGCACUAUCAGCCAGCCAUUGUUGCCGCAUGUAACUUCACUUCAUAUUUCAGCCUUUUGAUCAUAUAACAAAGGAGAUGAUGGCAAAAUUUUGACCGAAUCUUUCAACUAAGAUAGAUGGCUGGGUGCCAAAGAGUCAUUGUUUAGAGAGAUGCAUUCGAGUUUGAAGGUUUUGAGAGGAAUUUAAGAAUGGCUGCAGCCACCACUUCAAGGGCCUUUCUCUACUCCCAUUACUACCGUAGUCUCCCAUUCUUCUUUCCUCCUUUCAGUACUGCGUCUGGGUUACCCACCCUUCGUCAUAAUAACUUGAGGAAUCCAAACGUUCUCUCUACUGUCAAGUGUUUUCGGUCCUCGUCUGGGCGUCCAAAUGUGGUUGAAAUUCUUGAAGAGAGAGGGUUGCUUGAAUCCCUUACCAGCGAGCAUCUAAGGCAAGUGUGCACCGACCCCAAUUUACCUCCUCUCAAAGUCUAUUGUGGCUUCGACCCAACUGCCGAAUCCUUGCACUUGGGUAACCUUAUUGGAAUUGUCGUCCUCUCAUGGUUCCAGAGAUGUGGCCAUCACCCCGUAGCUUUGAUUGGUGGUGCCACCGCUCGUGUUGGAGACCCUUCUGGCAAGAGCUUGGAGAGACCUGAGCUCGACCUUGACACUCUGUCCCGAAACACCUCAGGAGUUACCAAUACAAUUAUGAGAAUUCUGGGUGGGGUUUCCGUCUUGAACAAUUAUGAUUGGUGGAAAGAGGUUCGGUUGUUAGAGUUUCUCAAAGAUGUGGGUCGAUAUGCAAGAGUGGGGAGCAUGAUCGCAAAGGAGAGUGUGAAGAAGAGGUUGGAGUCAGAACAAGGAAUGAGCUAUACUGAAUUCACAUACCAGUUAUUGCAGGGCUAUGAUUUCCUACACCUCUUCCGCAAUGAAGGUAUUAAUGUUCAGAUUGGAGGUAGCGAUCAAUGGGGGAAUAUAACUGCAGGGACUGAACUCAUACGCAAGAUUCUCCGUGUGGAUGCUGCUGCUUAUGGCUUGACGUUUCCUCUUCUACUGAAGAGUGAUGGAACCAAAUUCGGCAAGUCCGAAGAUGGUGCCAUAUGGCUUUCGCCAUCCAUGUUGUCUCCCUAUAAGUUGUACCAGUAUUUGUUCUCUGUUCCUGAUGUUGAUGUGGUCAGGUUUCUCAAGAUUCUCACUUUCUUGGACAUGGAUGACAUCAAACAGUUGGAGAGUGAGAUGAAGAGACCUGGAUACUUGCCCAACACAGCUCAGCGCAGGCUUGCUGAGGAGGUCACCCGUUUUGUGCAUGGUCAAGAUGGUCUAGAUGAGGCCCUCAAGGCAACUGAAGCAAUGAGGCCUGGUGCUGAUUCUAAAUUGGACUGGAACACCAUUAAAGCCAUUUCUGAGGAUGUCCCCUCCUGCUCUUUCCCUUAUCAUCAGGUCCUCGAUCUCUCUCUUGUUGAUCUCUCAGUUUCAUCUGGUUUGCUUGACAGCAAAUCUGCUGCCCGGCGUCUGUUGAAGCAAGGGGGGCUUUACUUGAACAACUCCAGAGUUGAUAGUGAAAAUAAGAGAAUUGAACCUCAAGACAUUGUGGACGGAAAACUUCUCCUUUUAUCUGCAGGCAAGAAGAAUAAGGUUCUGGUACAGAUAAGCGACACGUGAGGGAUGCCUGCCUGAUGCGGAUACUCGGUGUGAUCUGUGUACUCAUCGCACAAAUCUUCCUGCCUUAAAGAUGACAUUAUUCACGGUGGUUCUUGAAGGCUAAUGCCCUUGAGCUUUGAGGCUUAAACGCAAAUGUUUUCCCUCCGCUAUUUAGAUGAUUUUGUUUGUGUCUCGUAAUUAAUUUGGUCCUUGGUUAGUAUCAUAUUGAUUGAUCUAUUCUUUUACGUAAAUUCGAGACGUCGAUCUAAUUUGACGAGUGCCUCGUAGACUUA
This is a messenger RNA of Malus domestica (apple), 2026 nucleotides long. RefSeq names its product tyrosine--tRNA ligase, chloroplastic/mitochondrial. Lineage: Eukaryota; Viridiplantae; Streptophyta; Magnoliopsida; Rosales; Rosaceae. Gene Ontology annotation, biological process: tyrosyl-tRNA aminoacylation. The record is from RefSeq and is a predicted model, not a curated record. Gene Ontology annotation, cellular component: mitochondrion; chloroplast stroma; cytosol. Gene Ontology annotation, molecular function: ATP binding; RNA binding; tyrosine-tRNA ligase activity.